Paramuricea clavata is the source of this 2103-nucleotide messenger RNA. The record is from the annotation of a GenBank genome assembly. Lineage: Eukaryota; Metazoa; Cnidaria; Anthozoa; Malacalcyonacea; Plexauridae.
AUGGUAGCGAAAUCGGGGAUCCCAUUCACAAAUCUGUUCGUGGAUCAAACAUUGGAACAGCUAAUCAGAGAACUCAAGGUAGCGGGAGGGAUAACUGGCAUCACACAGAAUGCAGGUGCACUUGAUAGAUUUUUCUUGAUUGCCCCUGAGUUAAUCAAGCUAAUCAAAGAUUUCCACGAUUCUUACUGCACAAAAAGCGACCAACCAGCAACUAAGGAACAUUAUCAGCUGAGUGGCUCAAUGGCAGUUCGUAUGUUCAAUAACUCAGGCUUGAUCAAGAAAGGAAUAGUCAAACAUUGUGACGGGAAUCCAUUUUCACGUAAGAACAUUAAUCUAAUGAACCUGGUAUCUAAUAUGGAGGUACCAGAAAAUGCAAAGGACGACAUCCUUCUCAGAGAUGAAAAGGGGACAGAGAAAUUUGAAGAAUUUGUGUGUGAGCGGGUUGUUGCAUCCACAGCAAAGAUGUCGAUUUGGGAUCCAAUGAAGAAAAUCAAGCUGAAGACCUUUACUACAUGCAGGAAGAAGACACAAUGCAAAGUCGGAAACAAGCUGGUAAAGUUAAGGGAAGAUCGACAGCUAUUGACAAGAUUUCUCUUAGUUCAACAGUCACGGCCAAGUAUGAUCCAAUCUCUUAGCGACACUAUUGGUAGAUAUGAGUUUUCUGUCAUUCCCAGGUCACUUUUCUCCUCGGAUGGUCUUCUUCUUAUCCCAGCAGACAAGAGUUCUUUUGUGCAUGCCAUUGAAGAGUGCAGCAUAGAGCUAUCAAGUGAACAAAAUUCAACAUUCGAUGUACCCAGUACUGUCGAGAGUCGAAACAAGGUGUGCAUUAUUGAUGCCAUGGCCAUCGUCCAAGCUAUCAAGAAAGGUCCGUUGAUGGUAUAUUGUUCUGAUUUUGCUAACGCCUUUGUUCGGAGCAUCAAAAAGAUAAUAUCUGGGUAUGAGGAAGGACGCGUGAUCUUUGACAGAUACUUGGAGAACUCUCUGAAAGCUCAGACGCGUAGCAAAAGAUCUACUGGUAUUGAUCCCGUGAAGUUCGACAUUAACGAUGCAACAAAUAUCAAACUUGUACCUCUGAAAACCUUGCUUUCUCACAUUGAAACAAAAUCUAAACUGACAGAAUACUUGGGGAAAGCGGUACUUCGUGAAUAUGCAGACAGCAAUAAAAGUGUAGUGGUUGUCUAUGGAACCUGGACAUAUUGCAACAAACCGAAUAUCGUUGAUCCUAAUAUCAUUGAACACUCACACGAAGAGGCAGACACAUUGAUCCCAAUGCAUGUACUUGAUGCAUCGAAAACUGAUGGAGACACCCGAGAUAUAGAUGUGUAUUCACCGGAUACAGAUGUCUUCGUAUACUUGAUGGACUUGUUCUCGUCCAACAAUAUUGCAGGUCAUGUUCGGUUCAUUACUGGGAAAGGAAAAGCGAAGAGAACGAUUGACAUACGGACAAGAUGUGAAGCAGUUGGAACCGAGAAAAGUAAAGGUCUACUGGGCCUCCACGCCUUUAGCGGUGCUGACUGGGGAGGGAAAUUUGCAGGUAUAUCAAAGAGCAGGUGGAUAAAUCACUAUCUAACUUUGGAAUCAGAUUCCGAUGCAGUUGAUGCUUUUCAGAAAUUUGGCGAGGAUGAUUUUGACCAGGAAAGCGUGUCAGAUGUUCUAGAAUCAUUUGUGUGCGAGGUGUAUGCCAAGAAUAGCAAAUGCCGAAUACUUGGGGAACUGAGAUGGGAACUAUUCAGAACCAAGAAUCUUGAGUCGGAAAAGUUGCCACCCACACUUGGAGCACUGAAACCGCACAUUCAGAGAGCCAAUGCUAUAUCGGCAAUCAACAAAGGCUACAGAGAGCCACGCCCGCAAACACCACUACUGACUGAUAAUGGAUGGGAGACAAUAUCCGAUGGCACAAUUUCUCCAAAGAAAUGUCUUGAACCACCAGCACCUGAGUCGGUUGUAGAGCUUGUCAAGUGCGGAUGUCGUAGUGAGUGCAGUACAGCUCGUUGCUCCUGCCACAAGAAUAACUUACCCUGCACACCACUUUGCAAAUGUGGUGACUGCAGCAACGCUAGUGACUUUGACGUACCAGAUCAGGAUGAAGACAUUGAUGAAUAA